Messenger RNA from Saccharomyces paradoxus, 1368 nucleotides. It is a transcript of the gene PUB1, whose product is annotated as Pub1p. Gene Ontology annotation, biological process: regulation of mRNA stability; cytoplasmic stress granule assembly; nuclear-transcribed mRNA catabolic process, nonsense-mediated decay. Gene Ontology annotation, molecular function: mRNA binding. The transcript has a single exon. Gene Ontology annotation, cellular component: cytoplasmic stress granule. Lineage: Eukaryota; Fungi; Ascomycota; Saccharomycetes; Saccharomycetales; Saccharomycetaceae. The record is from RefSeq and is a predicted model, not a curated record. The coding region runs from base 1 to 1368 and encodes 455 amino acids.
AUGUCUGAAAAUAACGAAGAACAACAUCAACAACAACAACAGCAACCUGUUGCUGUCGAAACUCCUUCAGUAGUUGAAGCUCCAACAUCAGCUGAUCCUUCCUCCGAACAAAGCGUCGCUGGUGAAGGUAACUCUGAACAAGUUGAAGACGAUCAAGGUGAGAAUGAUCCUUCCGUAGUUCCUGCUAAUGCUAUUACCGGUGGUAGGGAAACUUCUGAUAGAGUUUUAUAUGUUGGUAACCUAGACAAGGCUAUUACCGAAGACAUUUUGAAGCAAUAUUUUCAAGUCGGCGGACCAAUUGCUAAUAUCAAAAUCAUGAUUGAUAAAAAUAAUAAGAAUGUCAAUUACGCUUUUGUUGAAUACCAUCAAUCUCACGAUGCCAACAUUGCCUUACAAACAUUGAACGGCAAACAAAUUGAGAAUAACAUUGUUAAAAUCAACUGGGCCUUCCAAUCCCAGCAGAGCUCCUCCGAUGAUACAUUUAACUUAUUUGUUGGUGACUUGAACGUUAAUGUUGACGACGAAACUUUAAGGAAUGCCUUCAAAGACUUCCCAUCCUACUUGAGUGGUCAUGUCAUGUGGGACAUGCAAACUGGUAGUUCAAGAGGUUACGGUUUUGUUUCCUUUACUUCUCAAGACGAUGCGCAGAACGCCAUGGACAGUAUGCAAGGUCAAGAUUUGAACGGCAGACCGCUAAGAAUCAACUGGGCUGCUAAGCGUGAUAACAACAAUAAUAAUAAUAAUUACCCACAGCGUCGUAACUACGGUAACAAUAAUCGUGGUGGUUUCCGUCAAUAUAACAAUAACAACAAUAACAACAUGAAUAUGGGUUUGAAUAUGAACAUGAACAUGAAUAUGAACAAUAGCAGAGGCAUGCCACCAAGUUCAAUGGGAAUGCCAAUUGCUGCCAUGCCAUUGCCAUCCCAAGGCCAACCCCAACAAUCCCAGACUAUUGGUUUACCACCUCAAGUGAAUCCUCAAGCGGUUGACCACAUCAUUAGAAGUGCCCCACCAAGAGUUACUACUGCUUAUAUCGGUAAUAUUCCACACUUUGCCACUGAAGCUGAUCUAAUUCCGUUGUUCCAGAACUUCGGUUUUAUUUUAGAUUUCAAGCACUAUCCAGAAAAGGGCUGUUGUUUCAUAAAGUAUGACACUCAUGAACAAGCUGCUGUCUGUAUUGUGGCCUUAGCCAACUUCCCAUUCCAAGGUAGGAACUUGAGAACUGGUUGGGGCAAGGAAAGAUCAAACUUUAUGCCACAGCAACAACAGCAACAGGGUGGCCAGCCACUUAUAAUGAGUGACCAACAACAACCAGUUAUGUCUGAGCAACAACAGCAACAGCAACAACAGCAACAACAACAACAAUAA